AUGUCUUGUGAUCAUGAAUAUACUUGGCGCCUUCGAGGGAGCAAGCUCCGGUCGGUUAGGUGGCGAUUCGAUAGAGUAUUCGUGAGAGGUAAAGAGAGAACCACGGGCGCAGACGACGACACACCACAACACGCGACCCGCACCGUCGCGGCAGAGCCGCCGGCGCACGUGUGUGCACACGGUCUACUCCUGCCAGCGCGCACGCGGACACACGCACGCACCCGAAGGUACGACGCGCGCCCCCGUGCACACGGUGCCGGAUCCGCGGGGUAA
Phytomonas sp. Hart1 is the source of this 273-nucleotide messenger RNA. NCBI's taxonomy places the organism in Eukaryota, Euglenozoa, Kinetoplastea, Trypanosomatida, Trypanosomatidae. The record is from the annotation of a GenBank genome assembly.